AUGGAGCAAACGCUGUGGGGCCACUUGCCAGUAUUGUUAAGAGCCAAUUCCAAAGACUCUAUUGAAUUCAUUCUUCAAACCCUAUGGAGAACCAGAAAAACCGGUCUUCAAUCUUCUGACAGAUGCAUCAUCCAAGAUAUACUCCAACUGGAAAAUGACUCUGACCUCGAUCCACUUCUGGUUUGCCUCAGAAUGUUAAUCAGGAGAUACAUUUAUGAAAAUACCUAUAAGGAUGAUAUUCCAAAGUUGUUUCCUGGUGAAGUUCUACCUGAAUUGCGAAAACUAUUGACACUGAUGUUGCAGAAGUUUCAGCGAGAGUGGCAAGAUGACAUGUUGAAAGAUCAGAGUACAAGUAUUCAGAAUAUUGUGCCUCAAUUAAAGGCAAUGACAUGGAAUAUGGCAAAUCAGGGUACAGAAGUGUCAGAUCCUGCAGCUGUUAUUAAUUUGAAGCUGCAAAAUGAAGCUCAAUUUCACUCGGGAGAGCUGGACGUGAAGUUCCAGUUGGCUACAGAUUCUCUAGAGAUGAUGUUAAAAGCCAUGCACAAUAUUAGAGACCAGUUUUCAACCAAGGAUGAGGCACCAAAAGGGAAUUAG
Molecule: messenger RNA, 594 nt
Organism: Lathyrus sativus (Indian pea)
Lineage: Eukaryota; Viridiplantae; Streptophyta; Magnoliopsida; Fabales; Fabaceae
Source: the annotation of a GenBank genome assembly